Molecule: messenger RNA, 576 nt
Organism: Oldenlandia corymbosa var. corymbosa
Lineage: Eukaryota; Viridiplantae; Streptophyta; Magnoliopsida; Gentianales; Rubiaceae
Source: the annotation of a GenBank genome assembly
AUGUCUAAUUCAUUCAGGCCAUCUACGCUAAUUAAACCCGACCCAGUUUACGAAUAUGGGUACCCUGUUCCAGGGAACAGGAUCUCCAGCCCGCUGGCAUACAACCCGGUUUCGAAUUCUCCGGGUUAUUCGUACACCCGGUUCGGGGAUGAAUCCGAUAACAUAAAUUACUCCACCCAGGACGUGGGUUGGGAUCACGGGGAUUUCGUGGAGCACAAGAAGAAGCGGCCCUACAUGAUCCGGUGGAAAUCGGGGAAGAAGGUUGAUAAGAGGCUGAUGAUGGUGCUGGAGUCGUUUUACCAGGAGAUUUACGUGAAACGACAGGAUUUCUUCAAGAAGAUAUUUCCCGACCGGAUGCAGGAAGACUUCGACGACGUGUUCCGUAAAGUGGACGCUAUGUUGAAUAAGAACAAGAGUGAAGUCAGGAAUCAAACUCUGCAGAGAAGCUUGAGCAUGGGUUCUCCCCGCCGGAUGCAGCGGUUCAAAAUUAAAACCCCGGCGGUCGUCGUCGGGAACUCAGACGGUCAAAGCGGCGGCGCAUCAGAUUCAGAUGGCCAAAAUGGUUACGGAAAGUAA